Molecule: messenger RNA, 546 nt
Organism: Impatiens glandulifera
Lineage: Eukaryota; Viridiplantae; Streptophyta; Magnoliopsida; Ericales; Balsaminaceae
Exons: 2
Coding region: 1-546 (181 amino acids)
Source: RefSeq, a predicted model, not a curated record
AUGAUUGAAUUAGAUGAUGAGUUGGAAGUAAAACUAAGGUUGGAAGAAGUAGUAGAUGAUGAUACAAUGGGGGAUGGAGGAGAACUGUCUGUUCAAACCAUAAAUGGUACUGCAAGUAAUUCUACUAUAAAGAUCGUGGGACAAAUCAAGAAGAGAAAAGUAAUAAUACUUAUCGAUAGUGGCAGUACUCUGUCCUUUAUUGAUGAAGAGACCACUCAACAAUUGGGAUGUGAACUUAUAGAAGAUAAUCCACUAACGGUAACAAUUGCAUGGGGAGGAGUUCUACAAUUGAAUGAAAUAACAAUUAAAGACAAGUAUCCAAUACCUGCAAUAGAUGAGCUGUUGGAUGAACUACAUGGAGCAACAAUCUUCACAAAGCUGGAUUUACGAGCAGGUUACCAUCAAAUACGAGUUCGUGAGGAAGAUGUACAUAAAACUACUUUCAGGACGCAUUCAGGGUUGUAUGAAUUCCGAGUUAUAUCUUUUGGAUUAUCUAAUGCACCUGCAAAUUUUCAAGCACUCAUGAACAAAAUUUUCCGAAAAUAG